GCCUUGGCAACCAUGGCUGAAAAAAGAGCAAGGUGUCUGGAGAGGAAAUGUUUUUAUCUACUUCUGUACUUUUCCUUCGAUAUUAAUUAGUUGAAAAUGUUUUAUUUGAUAUCAGUUAUAUGAUUUCUAACUAAAUAAAAGUCAGCAUGGCUUCUUAUUGAAACAUGCAAAAAUGACUUGUCAUACUAAUAAAAAAGAAGAUUUAAAUAUAUUACAAGAAAAACCAACUUUGCCUGAUUCAAGAAAGAGAUCACAUAGUUUUUUAAGUUCAGUAUUUAAUUCUGGAAAUAAUUCUGAAUGUAAUAAAGAUAUUCCAAAUAAGAAUUUUGAUAGUUUUUGGAAUUCUUCUGGAAAAUCCUCCAAAUUUUUCACUUCAGUUCUCAACACAAAUCAAAUAUUAACUGGAUUAUCAUCCAAACUUGAAGCUGCCUUAAAUUUAAGUUUUGAUGUUUUAGAUUCUGACACGUCUUCCAGAAGUGCUAACACUUCAGCAAAAACUUCUCCUGUGCAGGAUGUUUCCACCAGUGGCAUCUCUUCAAGAAGAUCAAGCCUACCAUCAGGAAAUUAUUCAAAGGCAGCCAAUACCUAUUACUAUGUUAAGCAGCAUCGCCAGAGAUCUGCAAGACGAAAAGACCGAUCGGUAUAUGGGCAGCCUGAAAUAGAUCUAAAGAAUACUGAUUUGAAAGUACGUAUUCAAAAUGAAUCAUCUGAAGAUUCUCUUCUUGCAGCAGACAGUGAUCAAAGUUUAGGCAAUAACAGUACACAAUCAUGUUCUAAUAAACAUGAUCCUUUUUAUGUUUUCCGCAAUACUGAUUCGGCCGGAGUAAGCAGUGAAUCAGAUGCUUGUGGACAUAGUACAAGUCUUGAUUCGUCGGAUGCUGAAUCAAUUCCUGAAAGUAGAGAUCUUGGACUUGGAAGAUCAGGUUCAGGUGGAUCCAUACAAUCUUGGAGCUCUAGUUGUGAUAGCCAGUUAGACGAAUUUAACCAGCUUGUCAUUGAAUUUAUGAAAUUAUUUGUUCAGAAAAUUUUCAAUAGGAAAAGCAUUACUUAUGAAGAGAAAGCAAGAUUUGGAGAACUUUCCCAGCAUGAAUUGGGUAGAUUAUGGUUUUCAAGAUGUGUCAAUGCACAGAGAGUAAAUAACAAACAAGUGGAUGAGUAUACAUUUUAUUGCUUGGUUCAAUACUUUGCAAUUGUUUUAUUUGAAUGUGAUUGUGCUGAUGAUUUCUCUCCAGCUAAGUCUCUCAUGAAUAUGUGUUUUACAUUUUUCUAUGAAACUAAAGUAAAUAGUUCUUCUGCCAAAAAAGAAUAUUUAUUUACAUAUUUGAAAGAACAGCCUAUUUGGCAUUCUUUAAGAUUUUGGAAUGCAGCAUUUUUUGAUGCAGUCCAAUGUGAAAGAUCUCAUAGAACUGUUCCAACAAGGAAAGACUUCAGAAAUUACAGUCCAGAAGAAAUGAGUGAUGAAAAGCAGUUUCAAGAAAAUAUAACUUUUGGCCAACUUGGUACUUUUACAUAUAAUAUGCAUGCAUUUGGUCUAAGUAAGAAGUUCUGCUUGCAGUUUCUUCAUAAGCAAUGCACAAUAGCUAAUCUUCCUAAAGAACAAGUCCAGCUUUUAGAAGAAAACAUUGAGCGAAUUUAUAGAGAAUAAUUGAUAUGUGCAGAUGAUUACUUCAUUCUCAUUUUUAGAAAUAUAGUCAUAAAUCAUUAAUACAAUUGAAAAAAGAAAAGUACUGCAUUUAAUAACUAAAUUUUAGAAUAAACAUGUAUAUUUUAAAACUUAUUCUUGUGA
This is a messenger RNA of Centruroides sculpturatus (bark scorpion), 1786 nucleotides long. RefSeq lists its product as uncharacterized. The coding region runs from base 173 to 1645 and encodes 490 amino acids. The record is from RefSeq and is a predicted model, not a curated record. NCBI's taxonomy places the organism in Eukaryota, Metazoa, Arthropoda, Arachnida, Scorpiones, Buthidae. The transcript is spliced from 8 exons.